Messenger RNA from Paraphaeosphaeria sporulosa, 2856 nucleotides. Its product is annotated as heavy metal tolerance protein precursor. The coding region runs from base 1 to 2856 and encodes 951 amino acids. Lineage: Eukaryota; Fungi; Ascomycota; Dothideomycetes; Pleosporales; Didymosphaeriaceae. Gene Ontology annotation, molecular function: ABC-type transporter activity; ATP hydrolysis activity; ATP binding. Gene Ontology annotation, cellular component: membrane. Gene Ontology annotation, biological process: transmembrane transport. The transcript has 3 exons. The record is from RefSeq and is a predicted model, not a curated record.
AUGGCCGUCCUCGACGACGAGCAGCCCUGGGGCCACGCCCGCGCCCUUCGCUCCGUUCUUGUUAUCCUGCAGUACUCGUAUCCCGUAUUUCUGCUCGUCUUCUUUCUCGUCGCCUUUACCGCCCGCAGCAUUGCCACCUCUAAUUCUAAUGCUAAUGUCGCCAAACCCACCACCACCGGCCCCGGGGGCAAGCCGCUACCCGCCACCGAUCCCACCCGCAACUUCGUGAAGAAGACGGCCCACGACGACGUUACCCACUCGCAGAAGCUGCUCUUCACCUGGCUGUCUCUGUUUGCUGCCGCCACCUUCGUGGGCAAUGCCGCCGUGAGCGUAACGCACGCCCUUGCCGACCAGACCGACACCUGGUGGGCCGGCAACGACGUUGUGGUCUAUCUGAUCGGCUCCUUCUUCGUCUACUGCCUGUUCCUCAUCUCGCUCAUCGAUUCGAAGCCCUCCCCAACUUCGGCCCACCUCGCGACAUGGAUCGUGGCCGCUGUGCUGGAGGUUGUACUCGUCGGAGUGUCUCUGGCCAUCUACACCCACGCGCAUCACCAGCCUCUGCUGGACCCCGAGAAGGACUACAUCAGCUGGGGCGUGACCCGAUGGGAAGCGGGCGAGGUGGCUUGCGAUGUUUUGCGCAUCGUCAUACUCCUUGCUUUAAUUGGCUUCUACGUGGUUUUCGUGUCACUCGCGCAGCGGAAAUCUUCUCGUGAGUCCGGCGGUGCGAGUGAGACAACUUCACUGCUCGGCGGUGCUGAGCGGGAAGGUAGCGCGGGAAAUGGUCACGCGAACGGCUCCUAUGGCUCGGUCCACCCCGUUGGUGGCAAACACCAACAUACCGAAGGAGCUCCGCCCGCUUGGAGCAGGCCGACAGGCGCACCUGCGCGAAGCUGGUGGGAGUACCUCAAGGGUUACAAGGUCUUCUUCCCGUACUUGUGGCCAUCAAAAGACCGCCGCUUGCAGAUCAUGGUGGUCAUCUGCUUCGUCAUCGUCCUGCUUCAGCGCGUCGUCAACGUGCUGGUUCCUGAUCAGAUUGGCCGCAUAACGGACAGGCUUGAGGACGGGUCCAGAGGCAAUCCAUGGCAAGCCAUUAUGCUCUUCAUUGCUUUUCGCUUCAUCCAAGGCAACAACGGUCUGCUUGGUGCGAUCCGGUCUACGCUCUGGAUUCCGGUUGGGCAGUAUUCGUACCGCGAACUGUCUGUAGCGGCCUUCGAACACGUGCACAGUCUGAGUCUGGAUUUUCACCUCGGCAAGAAGACUGGCGAGGUCCUGUCCGCGCUUGGCAAAGGUAGUUCCAUCAACACCUUUCUGGAGCAGGUGACCUUUCAGGUCGUCCCCAUGCUCGUCGAUCUUGCGGUCGCUGUUGGCUAUUUCCUUUACAAGUUCGACGCUACCUACGCGCUAGUUCUCUGCGUAGUCACGUUCUGGUACAUCUAUCUGACCAUCCGCAUGGCACAAUGGCGGGCGGAAAUACGCCGAGAAAUGGUCAAUGCGGACCGUGAAGAAGAUGCUGUCAAGAACGACUCUAUGGUAUCGUAUGAAACGGUCAAGUAUUUUAACGCCGAGGCGUACGAGUUCAACCGGUAUCGGAACGCGGUGCGCAAGUUUCAAGAUGCUGAGUAUACGGUUCUCUUUUCGCUCAACCUCAUGAACGUCUCCCAGAAUAUGGUCUUCAUGCUAGGGCUCCUUGUUGUUUGCUUCAUUGCAGCUCAUCAGGUUGUCAAAGGCGAGCAAAGGACCGGUGACUUUGUCGCGCUCGUAACAUAUAUGGGCCAGCUGCAAAGCCCGCUCAAUUUCUUCGGCACAUUCUACCGGAUGAUUCAAUCGGCAUUGAUCAAUUCGGAGCGUAUGCUCGAGCUUUUCAAAGAACAGCCGACCGUUGUGGACAAGCCCGAUGCCCAGACUCUCCCAGGGUGCGAAGGUGACCUUCGUUUCAACGACGUCCACUUUUCGUACGAUGAGCGCAAGCCUGCCCUUACUGGUUUAGAUUUCCAUUGCCCACCCGGUACAACGACUGCAUUUGUGGGAGAGUCUGGCGGUGGAAAAUCGACCGUCUUUCGUCUGAUGUAUCGCUUCUAUAAUACGCAAUCUGGCAGCAUCCAGAUUGACGGCCGCGAUGUUGAAGACCUUACCAUUGACUCCGUUCGAAGCCAUAUUGGCGUUGUGCCCCAGGACACGGUUCUAUUCAACGAAUCUCUCAUGUAUAACCUCAAGUAUGCAAAUCAAGACGCUACAGAUGAAGAGGUGUACACUGCUUGCCGAGCCGCAAGUAUCCAUGACAAGAUCAUGACCUUCCCGGACAGGUACGAAACCAAGGUUGGCGAGCGUGGUCUGCGCCUCUCGGGAGGUGAAAAACAGCGUGUAGCCAUUGCCCGCACUAUCCUGAAGAACCCCCGCAUCAUCAUGCUUGAUGAAGCAACCGCUGCCCUUGACACCGAGACCGAACAACAUAUCCAGGAAGCCUUCACCACCCUAGCCCAGGGCCGUACCAUGCUUAUUAUUGCCCACCGACUCAGUACCAUUACACAUGCAGAUCAGAUUCUUGUUCUUCACAGAGGCAAAGUAGCUGAGCGUGGUACCCAUGAGGAUCUUCUUGAGAAGAACGGGCAUUAUGCAGCCAUGUGGAAGAAGCAGAUUCGUGCCCAGAGAGCCGCCGAACAGGCCAAAAUGCUGAAGGACAAAGCAGAUAGACUGCGACGAGAGUCCAAGGACGGUAACAUUGGUCUUGGCGAUGACAGCAGUAGCCAUUCGGCUUCCUCCUCCGAUGACGAGCGGAUGAAGAAGUCGAAGGCAGCUCAACGGGCAAAAGAGGAGCUCGAUAGCCAAACCCCCGCUAAACGACCCGGGCAUCCAUGA